UUGCUUCCACUGCGUCAGUCCACAGGUACCGCAGACGACAGCCGCCAGUUACGACUCGCGCAGCGCCAAGAGGCGGUUUUGCUGUAGCGAGUACGGACGCACUCUUUUGUUCAGCUUCGGAAUGGCCGCUGUUUUUCGGAGUGUUUUCUUUUUUUCUCGGCUAAUAUUCGGUGCAGGGACGGCGCUUGGAUGCAACGUUACGGCUCGUCCGCGCCCCGUGCGCCUCCAGCGCCGACGCUGCUGACACGCGAACUGGCCCGGCUCGUUUCCUCGGGGGUUCGCUGCUCAUUUGCGCUCAGCUGGCUGCAGCAGAGGGUUCCUCUCUCGGGCGAACUCGCGGCGAGCGAGCGAACGGACGGGUCGGACCGCGUCCGACAGCCCCUUUGCUUGGGCCUACAGGCACACAGAGCUAGCUCGGCUUGAGCAAAUCUUCAACUACACCUUUACAACCUUUGCAGUCAGACAGAACGUCUAUCCAAAGGAUCUGGGAUUGUAUGCAGUUCAAACACAAAGCAUGCGGCCCAUAGAUACUAUAGUCCAAUUGCUUCAAAGGAUUUGUUUUUCCAUUACAUUUUAGCAAAGUAACAAACGUUAUCCAUAAACCUUUGGCUCAUAAGACCUUUAUUUUAAAGAUAACCAUAAAGGUGUGGGCCUGCACAGGGAUGUUUGUCUGUUCCCCUUUCUUGCCAAAAUAAGUAACCUGUCAAAAGAGACUCUCAUGAGCAACUCUGCAGGAGGCCCGAUAACGUCAACAUGAGUAGUACUUUAGGCAAAGAAAAAGACUUGAAAGAGAAGGACCCAAAAGGUGGUCCAGCAGGGAAAGAAAGGGAAAAGGAGGCCAAGGCUCUGGCCAGCUUGGUCAAGGAUGGUGGCAAAGACACAAAGACCAAAGGGAAAGAUGCCAAAGAAGGAAAGAAGGACACCAGCAGCUCGACACCAGGUGUUGCCUUCUCUGUGGAUAAUACAAUAAAGCGGCCAAACCCUGCACCAGGUACUCGCAAGAAGUCCAGCAAUGCGGAGGUAAUCAAAGAACUUAACAAGUGCCGGGAGGAGAAUUCGAUGAGACUGGAUCUUUCUAAACGGUCCAUUCACAUGUUGCCCACCUCCAUUAAGGAGCUGACGCAGCUGGCUGAACUCUACCUGUAUAGCAACAAGCUGCAGAGUCUGCCGGCCGAGGUGGGUUUCCUAUCAGGCCUAGUCACUUUGGCACUUAGUGAGAACUCUCUGACUAGUUUGCCUGACUCCCUGGAUUCACUCAAGAAGCUUCGAAUGCUUGACCUCCGGCACAACAAGCUCAGAGAAAUACCGGCUGUUGUCUACCGGUUGACAUCUCUGACAACGUUGUACCUGCGCUUCAACCGCAUAACAACAGUGGAGAAAGACAUUCGGAACCUUUCCAAGCUCACUAUGCUCAGCAUUCGUGAGAAUAAGAUUAAGCAGCUGCCCGCAGAGAUAGGGGAGCUAUGCAACCUUAUUACUUUGGAUGUUGCUCAUAACCAGCUGGAGCAUCUACCGAAGGAGAUUGGAAAUUGCACACAGAUAACCAACCUUGACUUGCAGCACAAUGAGCUUUUGGACCUCCCAGAAACAAUAGGCAACCUGGCAAGCAUUAACCGCUUAGGUUUGAGAUAUAAUAGAUUGUCAGCCAUACCCAGAUCUUUAGCCAAAUGUCGAGAACUGGAGGAGUUGAACCUCGAAAACAACAACAUUUCAGUUUUGCCAGAGGGCCUGCUCUCAAGUUUGGUGAAUCUGACAAGUCUGACACUGGCGAGGAACUGCUUUCAGUCGUAUCCUGUGGGUGGACCAUCCCAGUUCUCCACCAUCUACUCCCUCAACAUGGAGCACAACCGCAUCAAUAAGAUUCCAUUUGGUAUCUUCUCCAGGGCAAAAGUGUUGAGCAAACUCAACAUGAAGGACAACCAGCUGACGUCUCUGCCUUUAGACUUUGGCACAUGGACUAGCAUGGUUGAGCUUAACCUGGCUACUAAUCAGCUGACUAAGAUCCCCGAGGACGUCUGUGGGUUGGUCUCUCUGGAGGUAUUAAUAUUGUCCAAUAAUCUUCUCAAGAAGUUGCCACAUGGUAUUGGGAAUUUAAGAAAGCUACGUGAACUUGACUUAGAAGAGAACAAGUUGGAAUCUCUCCCUAAUGAAAUCGCUUAUCUUAAAGAUUUACAGAAAUUGGUGUUGACAAAUAAUCAGCUAACUACAUUACCCAGAGGCAUAGGCCACCUCAUCAACCUGACACAUCUGGGUCUGGGAGAAAACCUGCUGCAACACCUUCCUGAGGAGAUUGGUACACUGGAGAACUUGGAGGAACUAUACCUCAACGACAACCCCAACUUGCACAGCCUCCCGUUUGAGCUGGCCCUCUGCAGCAAGCUGUCCAUCAUGAGCAUCGAGAACUGUCCUCUCAGCCACCUGCCACCCCAGAUUGUCGCGGGAGGCCCCUCCUUCAUCAUUCAGUUCCUCAAGAUGCAGGGACCAUAUCGUGCCAUGGUCUGAGCGAAGAGCAGCUCAAUCCUAGGCUUUCUUAACUCCAGACCCUCCACUUGCUCUGUACCCUCUCGCCUGGCUGCCCCCAUUACGUGUAACAUACACUGUAAAGAAAAAUAGACUGGCCACAAUCAGUGUCAGGGGCAAACAAAAGGAAGAGGUGGAAAAUGCUUCUUUACUGCACUCGGGCAGAAAUGAGGCUAAUCUAUGGAGACCUGACUCCUGUCUUUCUCCAGAGUUUUUAAGGGUCAUUCUAAGACCCCAGCCACACUCGUCUUUCAUUCCGAAUCACAGGAAAAUAGGUCCAACUCUUUGCCAAAACUGAAGAUCUAUAGAGUCCUAUAAGGAGUAGCCGUGAGCUAAAUGGCAAGUCUUUAAACCAUAUAAAAUGUUGCUCCCUUUGCCAAUGUAUUUACAGUAAUUACAAGCAUCUAUUAUGUGAGCAAGGAUACAAUUGUAUGCAAAAACAAACGUUUUUUGAACUUCACAUUUACUGCUGCUGCCGUAAUUUUAACAUCAUGUUGUAUUUCCUUUUGAUAUUCCCUGUAUUUCUUUUCUUUUCAUUUUUUUUUUUUUUUUUUUUUUUUACGUCAACUUCCUCAACAUAACUUAUGUUAAAUUGCUUCUUGACCACAGAGAACAAAGGUCUAAUGAUGGAGUGUUUAUAUAUAUUUUUUUGUAUUUUUUAAAAAUUGUAUGUUUUUUAAAAACUGUGCCUAUGUUUAGAGUGAUCCCGUGGUUCAUUUCUAAACGCAAUUGUCCAUGAGAAUACAAAGAUAUAAAUUAUUUCAGUUUUUUUAUUACUGCUGUUUGAUCUUACUUUUUUUAAACAUUUUUUUUUUGGUUGUUGAAUUAUCUGUAAAAUUAAAUAUCAGUUGUAAAAUAGGCUGAUUGGAGAUAUUUUUAACAGCAGUAGUUGUUUGACGUUAGGUAGGGAUGUAUACAUAUGAGAAGCGCCAAUCACAGGCUUGGGGGGUGGGAGCAAGUUGGACUCGUAUCCGGCGGUGCUGUGACCACCAUCCACAUUGUUUAGCGUAAGAAAAAUGUAUUGAUUUUAAAAUGUCCAGGAUACUGAGGUGAUGGGAUAAAGGACAGAGAUGCUUUUAAAGGUGUUCUGUUUGUUGCCUUGAGUGCAAUUUUAAUUUGGUUAGUAUCUUCAGUGGUGGGCUGCACACCUGUCAUCCACUUGAUCACUGACCCACAUAUCAAGCGUUUUUAAAAAUGAUCGGGGUCUUUUGGUAAAGCUGUUGUGUACGAGAGCUUCAGAAAGGUUUCAUAAUAAAUCACUGUUAGGUUUCUCAUUGACACUUCCUCUUUUUUUGCCCAUAUCUUUCAUUUUAGCUUCUUUUUUUGACCAGGUAUGAGGUGUGUCUCUUAACACAAAUGGUUCCCUUCACUUAGUUUUGUCAUUUUAAAGUGAUAUCUUUUUUUUUUCUGUCCCACACUGUCCCAGCAAUGCUGCUGCUCUUGUGCACUUUAGGACAUUGCCAUCAUCAGACAAACACAGUAGCCUCUGAUUGAUUCUUUAAAGGAGGGGUUUAUCUUCACAAAUGUUUUAUCUAUUAAACGGUUUAUCAUGUAAAUUUGUAUCACAAAUAUAUUGGCUUUUUUUUAGACUCAAAAGAUAAUAGCUUUUUUUUCCUGUUAGAACUUGUUCUCUUGAACUGUAAAAUGGUCUGCAAGUCUGCACAACGUUUCAAAUUUCCCUGUCCUUGAUUUGUUCCUCAUUGCACCAGAAUGGCUCAUUGCAGAUUGGGUCAGCAUUUUUAAAUCCUUCUUUAUAAAUGUUUUCUGUUUUUUCUAAUGAUGAAAUGUGUAUUCAGUUUCAUAGCAUUAUUUUAAGUAACUCAACAUUAAAAAUCCUGGCAACAAAUUAAUUCAUCCAAACUUUUUUUUUUUUUGUUUAAUUUCAAAAAUGUUUUGCUUCCCAUCUCCAUAUGCAGUCACGGUUCUGUUUUGCAUUGAAAUGUGUGGGUCUACUUUAUGCAGCAGCAGCUCGGUGUGUUUUGUGUGGCCUGUGGCUUGGUCUCCUGAUGCCAAGUGCACCGUGGCUCACCUGAGGGUGUUGUCAGGUUUGAGGGGAAAUGUACCGCUGCUUCUUAUUUACCAGCAGAACCUGUUGCUGCUAUUCGCGGACUGAAACAUAUGCUGUUCAAGACGGGGGGGUGAGGGGGGCGGGGUCGUCAUCCACUCCCAACACUGAUACAGACUCCACUCAAUCUAACCUGACGGACAAAUCCACUGACCUUUCCGGUUUGGCAUCAGGCACAGUGGUUUUCUCACAGAUCAAAUCGUUCGGAGACAACGAUGAGACAACACAAGGUGCAUAUUUGAGCUUAACUCAGUUACAGUACAAGACUGUCAGAAAAAGACUUUAAAAAAAUUGUAAAAAGGGCUUUCUGUGUUCAUGCUCAACAACACACCGGAGGCAUUGCAUUCCUGGGUUUUAUAUAAAAGCUUUGGAAGUUUCUUUCUUGUGUAUUUACUUUUAGCUGUAAACAAUUGUGUGGAAAAAUGCCUUCAAAGUACUCAAAGGUGAGAUGUGCAUUAGGUAUGCAGCAAGGGCGCUGUGACCCAUCUUUACAUUCAGUCUCCUUUCCUUUUUUUUUUUUCUUGUGCCAUUUUGCAAGAAUGCUGAGUGUAUGAAGAUGCAGAGAAUGAUGGGAGGUGGCGCCAGAGACUGAACUGGGCUAAUCGACUGGAGAGCAUUUAUCAGGUCCUGAAAUAGUUUUGGUUUGCUGUGGAUUAGGAGGAGGAGAGGCAGAUCGGCUACUGGAAGCUGUUUGGUAAACCUUAUGAUGGCGUUAUAUUUGCAAACUGGUGGAUCCAAAUUAAUCCGAGUAAACUUGGUGUUUAUUUUUCUAUUGUCUGUGAUUUUAGGCCACGAGAGUGUCGCAGAGUCAUUUUCCUCCUCCCCCUCUUUUCUGGGAUCAUACAAUUUGUAUUUUUUUAUUUUCUUUGCCUGGUUAAUUUGUACAGCAAACAAGCAUGUUGAACACUUAUUUGACAUGAUUUGUCUGGGUCAGAAUUGGGUGUUUUUGCAUAGAGGAGUUAAAUUUAGUGGCUAUUGGUGUAUCUGCAAAUGCUCCCUUUUUGUAUAUUGCAAAGGGUAUCAAAGCAUUGUGUGGCAAUGCGUAUCCUACUUAAUCUACAUUGACAAGCAGCCUUAAUGGUCUUUUUUAUGUGUCUGGCUAUUCCUUGUGUCUAUGGCCACUGACUGUACUUGAUGACAAGCAACUGGUGGUUACAGUGUAAAUUUGGGUCUCGUUUUAUUUUUCCUUUGACUCUGUACAGUAAUCUGAUGUUAUGGUGGACUCGGUAUUACAACAUGUGUGACGUGAUGAGAGUUCUACAGGACAACAAAGAGUGCUAUGGAAGAUAAUGCCACUAUGCUACCAAGUGGAUGUACAUUAGCUUGCGUCUCACUUGUUACUGGCAUUAAAGGGGAUUUCCACCAAAACUGACUUGCAUGGUUUUCUUUUCUGCGAAAACUGGUUUUAAAGCACAACAGUGAUUUAACUUUUAAUUUUAUUUUUUUUUUUGGGAACAUUUAGGUGUGAAUGUUCAGUUUGUUGAACUUUCCUCCACAUACACAUUAGGCAUCUGUACUUAUGGAAGAAAAAUAGCUAUAUUCAUACAAGUCAUCAACAUUCCCCUUGGUUUUCUUACUAAACUGCGUGUUCCUCUUCUCCUGCCCUCUUAUCCUGGUGAAGUCGAGCCGGUUUUGGUGGAACGGCCCUUUUAAUGUGAAGCACCUGAAUCUUUCUCACGCGCUUGUUUAUAAUCUCCGUCUCUCUCAUUUACUUGACUGCCUUAUGUGCGCCAAGCAGAACCUUCAUGACCGUUUUCAGACAGAUAAUCACUUUUUUUUGUUCCUUUAAUGUCACUAAAGGGAUGUGAGGCCACGGAUUGAACAGGCUUAGAAGGUUUUGGCUCAGUGGUCUCUCGACUGGACGAGCAGUUGUGGACAUGACUACCUCUAUGUGAGUCUUCAUUGCUAUCGACGGUGUCCAAGGAGCAGUCUGAGGUGUUUUUUCCCGUGUACAUACUGUGCAAAGUCAGAUGCUGGUAACAGGAACUUGGCUUUUGACCAGCAAUUCAAUAAUUUGCUUUACUUAACUUGUUUCAGUUUUAUUGCUUUUGAGCAUUUUUUUAAGUAUUAUUUGGCAAAAGAGAAAAGAUGCACUCUUUAGCAGGCUUGGUUGUAGACCACAAACUCAGUCAAUGCCGCCCCAUUGUAAGAAACCAACAAGCCACAGAGUUCGACUUUGCAAAUGAAUGAAAUGACCAUGUUUGGUGACGUUCUGUAUGUAAAUACAUCUUUUUAACUGUAAUAAACUGAUAAAUACUGUAUUUACAACUUUA
Betta splendens (Siamese fighting fish) is the source of this 6858-nucleotide messenger RNA. It is a transcript of the gene shoc2, whose product is annotated as SHOC2 leucine rich repeat scaffold protein. Gene Ontology annotation, molecular function: protein binding. The transcript has 9 exons. NCBI's taxonomy places the organism in Eukaryota, Metazoa, Chordata, Actinopteri, Anabantiformes, Osphronemidae. The coding region runs from base 754 to 2502 and encodes 582 amino acids. The record is from RefSeq and is a predicted model, not a curated record.